AUGAUCGAGAUCAUCCUCAACGACCGUCUUGGGAAGAAGAUUCGCGUCAAGGCCGACAAGAACGACACCGUCGGCAUGCUCAAGCAGCUGAUUGCCCUGCAGACUGGCACCCGGCCCGAGCGCAUUGUCCUCAAGAAGUGGCACAAUGUCCUGCGCAACCACAUCACCCUAGACGACU
Fonticula alba is the source of this 178-nucleotide messenger RNA. Its product is annotated as ubiquitin-like protein 5. The annotation marks the transcript as partial. The record is from RefSeq and is a predicted model, not a curated record. Gene Ontology annotation, biological process: protein modification process; mRNA splicing, via spliceosome. Gene Ontology annotation, molecular function: protein tag activity. The transcript has 2 exons. Lineage: Eukaryota; Rotosphaerida; Fonticulaceae. Gene Ontology annotation, cellular component: cytoplasm; nucleus.